AUGUUGUCCUUGUCAAAACUGGCCGUCCUGGGCCUGGGACUCAUCUCACAAGCUUCGGCCGUGAUCCUACAAAACGGCCAAGUCAGAGAGACCAACUUCCCCAACACCCGCCUGGACAGCUUUUCUCCCUCUUCCUACAGGACAUAUCCCGCAAACGCGAGUGAGAUCUCCUAUAAGGGACGCUGGGACUCCAAAUAUGUCUCCUGGUGGUCCCCCCGGCAUCAAAUUCGGCUACACCGGCCAGACCGUCGCCAUCACUUCGGCAACUUGACCACCGACCGCGUCCUCGUCGGCUACCGAAUCGGCGGCCUCGACUGGAUCUUCACCAACAUCACUGCGGGCGCCACCCACCUCCUUGUCUCCCCGGAGACCCCCGGCUCCUCCCUCACCGGCCCCAUCAACCCCUGGACCUUUGAACUCCGAGUCUCCAACUGGGCGUACGGCAUCCAAAUCGACUCCGUCCACGUCGCCAAAGGAGAGAAACUGAUCAAAAUCCCUGACCAUGGCCGCCGCAUCGAAGUCAUCGGCGACAGCCUCUCCGCGGGCAUGUACACCACCUACGAGGGCCUCACCAGCUGGGCCUACGGUCUUGGGGCUGGUUUAGGAAACACCGAGUACUCCGUCACCGGGUACCCGGGCAUUUGCGCCGCAGAUCAAGACUGCUGGGGCAACCCCCGAGGGCAAGUCCAUCAGUGGUUUUACACCUCCGACACCAGCUGGAGAGCCUCCCAAAUUUGGGGAGACAACCCUGAGCCAUGGGACUUUUCCAAGCAACCCGCCGCUGACAUCGUCGUGAUAAACAUCGGCACCAACGACCACAACCAACACAACAACGUCUCUACCGAGGCGUACAUCGACGCGCUGGGUAAGAUCAUCCAGGGUGUCCACGGCAAGUGGCCCAAAGCACAAGUCAUCGUCAUGUCCCUUUGGCUAGGGUUCUACCAGCAGGGGAAUACCUACCUCCCCAACGCGCCGGAGGGUUGGGUGAAAGAAAUCCAGGACUUGGUGAAGUACUUCAACUCGGACAAGUACCUCAGCCAGCCGGUGAUCUAUGACGGGGUGACGAAGAAGAGCACCAAGUUGAGGGUGAAGAGGAAGGAGAGCCCGUUUGUGCACUGGUUCAAUACCAAGGGGAUCUUGCAGCAUAAUGAUAUUGGGCCGCAGUGGCAUCCGACUGAUGUGGGGGCUAUCAAGGUUGCUAGUCACUUGCAGCAGUUUAUCAGGAUCAAGUUUGGGUGGGAGUUGGAGGCUACGGGGCCGGAGGUGUGGCAUGAGACGCUUUAUUGGAAUGAUGAGAGUGGUUAUUAG
This is a messenger RNA of Podospora anserina S mat+, 1308 nucleotides long. RefSeq lists its product as uncharacterized. Lineage: Eukaryota; Fungi; Ascomycota; Sordariomycetes; Sordariales; Podosporaceae. The coding region runs from base 1 to 1308 and encodes 435 amino acids. The transcript has 2 exons. The record is from RefSeq and is a predicted model, not a curated record. Gene Ontology annotation, molecular function: carboxylic ester hydrolase activity.